Molecule: messenger RNA, 2285 nt
Organism: Myripristis murdjan (pinecone soldierfish)
Lineage: Eukaryota; Metazoa; Chordata; Actinopteri; Holocentriformes; Holocentridae
Gene: adm2b
Product: adrenomedullin 2b
Exons: 3
Coding region: 158-670 (170 amino acids)
Biological process (GO): positive regulation of heart rate; regulation of systemic arterial blood pressure; adenylate cyclase-activating G protein-coupled receptor signaling pathway
Cellular component (GO): extracellular region
Molecular function (GO): hormone activity
Source: RefSeq, a predicted model, not a curated record
GGGCAUCUGAGUUUUCAGGUCUUUUCUCCGGAUUCUUUCCUCCGGAUUUCUUUACUAUUGACGAGAGAAGGUCAGUUUGGAGGAGAUGCACUAGAUCAGGGAUUUUGUUCUUCCGAGUUCCGCGCCCCCCGGGACCGUGCGUCCCUGCUGCCCCGCCAUGUGCGUGCUCCUUCCGGCGUGGCUGUGCCUCAUCCUCGGCCUGCUGCCUCUGGAGAUCCAGUCCCGGGCUUUGACUCUGCAGAGCCUGGCUCACCGACACAGGUUGGGUUUACCCCGAACCCCUAGAUUCCCAAAUCCCUCUCCUUCCAUCAUCAUGCCCACUGCCUCUGAUCUCCCUGCUGUCCUUGACAACAACAUUGCUCAGGGAGACAGGCACAUCAUGUGGAGGGCCCUUCUGCACAAAGAACCCCCGCCGAGGUUGUCCAACCCAUUCCUCGACCAAGAUGACAAUGUGCAAGGGGAAGGGGUGGCCUGGCAGCGAGCAUCACGGGGUCGUCGCCAUGCCAACAGUGGCGGCGGGAGGGGUCACGGACAACUGAUGAGGGUAGGCUGCGUCCUGGGGACCUGUCAGGUGCAGAACCUCAGUCACCGUCUCUACCAGCUGAUUGGACAGAGCGGGAGGGAAGGCUCUUCCCCCAUCAACCCCCGCAGCCCUCACAGCUACGGCUAAGACCACACCCCUCGACUCAACUCUGUGGAGACAACUUUAUCGACAACCAUCAACGAACUUAAUUAAGAGGUCCGUUGUUGCAUUGGUGACAUGGUUAGAGCGGGAAAUAAAUCUAGCCUAUAGAUGUCUGUCUUUGAUGUCAGUCUGUAAUGUGUCUUUUGAUCGCUGCUUAAUAAUUAACAUAAUACGUGUGUGGUGGCAUUUAUCCUGUGUGUCAGUGUGAACCACUUAGCAUAUACGAGGAAAACAGGGAAGCCUCUGCCAAGCCUAUUGUACCCAGCCCUGCUUCUGACACAGGGGAACGAGCGUCUGACCGCUGUCUGUUGUUGCAAAAGGUCAUUUUUAAUGACCCCAUUGAGCUGAACUUCACCUAUCUGAGCCUUAGUCCAGCUGGUGUUUGAAAAACACCUUCACCUCUCUUUCUAAACAAGUGGCUUUACUUAACUCCACAUAGAAAGCAAGAAUAACCUCUAAUGAGACCCUUUAACCCUUCACCUAAAACCCUACACUGCACACCAUCAGCCAAAUUAACCACUAACCCUAAUCCAUAAUCUGUCCGCACGCUACUUGGAUACUUUGUCUUUACUCCCUGACAAGACAAACCAGACACACAGUGGAGAGCCAUGCAUUGUACCAGUACACAGUAAAUCUACAAAUCCUACUUUCACUUGUUCCCCCAUUACAUCUGUUUCUUGGCCUCAUUCAGUUUUAUCCAUCUCUAAGGCCUCCUAGUCUCAUGCCUGUCUGCAUGUCCAAAUUAAAAAUCGCUGCGAGUAUAAACUGUCAAGGUAUUGUGCGUGUUACAAAUCACUGUGGUACUUUAUAGGCAGUUAACCAUAACACCAAUUUUCCAUAGUUGUUCUUAAAGGUCAAGUGUUUGAGGAACACAUGAAAGCACUUUAUUGUUCAUUACAUUCAGUAUGACUUGAAUUGUAAAGAUGUGUUAUUUAACUUUAAAUUAAUGAGACCAUUUUGCUGUAAAUAUUCCAUUUGACUAAACCCCCAUGUUAAUGUGAGAACCUCGUCAAAGUAAAAGCAUCUUUUUUUAUAGACCAUCCCUGUUGCUUUUUCACUUAAUCCUUUGUUUUUACAGCAGCAGCCUUGUGUAAUAAAACUUCAGUCAAAUAUUCAAGUGUGUUGUAUCUGUUGAACAGCGGUCUGUGCUGAGAGCAUGAGAGCUAAUGUUAGCUGCUAGACAAACACACACUUUUUAAGUGUCAACAGAGGCACAGAUAAAGAGAACAAGAGUCCACAGGAAUCUGUCAAGGUCAAGUUCACUAUGACACCAGAUGAUAUUUGGUAUCUGUGUUAUACUCUCAGCACAUAAUUUACAACACGCUGAGACACAUAUGUUUAGUGGCUUAGCAUUGUGUAUCUGUACGGCAAGCCAUUGUAACAUUUAUUUGUCAAGUUUAACUACCUGGAAUGAAUUUAUAUCAUUAGGCCUAUAGAUAUCUACUAGACAUUUUGACUAAUCACAAAUACAUUAUGACUAGUCAAAAUUAUGAAUCACGAUAUCUGCAAUAAAAAUCUAAUUACUAAAAGUGACAAUUACAGAUGUCUGUAAUUCAAUUGUAAUGAAUAUCCAGUCUUGCUAAUAAAUGUUAAAACAGCU